AUGAACAUCAAGAGUUGCCGCACACUGGUCGAUAUUCGAAAUCUUCACGGUUGGAUAAGGGGGUAUACGGAACUAUCUGCUAUGCAAGAGACUUCAGAGGAGCGUAAUGAAGAGGUGUUACCUUGUAACCCUUGCCCACCAAAGGGGUGGGUUUUGAAUCAAAUGCAGACACGAAACUGCCAUUUAUUGUGUAUCUUUCCUCUCCUCCUUUGGGCGUUUCUUUCCCAUUCCAAUUUUUAUUCCCUAAUGAAAGCCAUUGAUUUUGAUCCCUAUCUGCAAGCUAAUAGUGUAACUAUAAUAGCUAAGUGA
Messenger RNA from Penicillium digitatum Pd1, 309 nucleotides. Lineage: Eukaryota; Fungi; Ascomycota; Eurotiomycetes; Eurotiales; Aspergillaceae. The record is from RefSeq and is a predicted model, not a curated record.